CGGACAUCCAAACGCAAACACACAGCGCGAAGAAGAAGAAGAAGAAGAAGAAGAAGAAGAAGAAGAAGAAGAAGAAGAAGAAGAAGAAGAAGAAGAAGAAGAAGAAGAAGAAGAAGAUGGGGAGGUCCCCGUGCUGCUGUCACGACGCCGGCGUGAAGAAGGGACCGUGGACGGAGGAGGAGGACCGCGCCCUGGUGGAGCACAUCCAGCGCCACGGCGGGCACGUCGGCAGCUGGCGCAACCUGCCCAAGGCCGCCGGUCUGAACCGCUGCGGGAAGAGCUGCCGCCUCCGCUGGACCAACUACCUCCGCCCCGACAUCAAGCGCGGCAACUUCACCGACGACGAGGAGAGCCUCAUCAUCCGCCUCCACGCCCAGCUCGGCAACAAGUGGUCGACGAUCGCGACGCACCUGGACGGGCGGACGGACAACGAGAUCAAGAACUACUGGAACACGCACAUCCGGAAGAAGCUGCUGCGCAUGGGCGUCGACCCCGUCACGCACCAGCGUCUGCCCCCCGACGACAUCGCCAUCGCCUCCGUCCCCGGGGCGGCGAUACUCUCGGCGGCCGCGAGCCUCGGAGGCCUCAACACCGCUCUGAUACAGGUCCAGGCGCUGCAGCUUCUGCUGCAGGCCGUCAAUGGCGGCGGAGGAAACGCUGCUGCUGCUGCUGCUGCUGGUCUCAUCCCUAGCAUCAAUGCAGCAGCCGCAGAUAACGCCAUACUGAACGCGAAUCGUCGUAGCAUCGUCCCAAGCUUCCAGGACCAGAUGAACUUGAUCUUGUCUCACGCGAACUACGCGUCACCUGAUCAUCUGAGCAACAUCGCAAGUUUUGCAGAGCAGCACGACGUGGUAGUGCAGCGACUGAACAACGCUUCUUCGGCAGCUCCGGUGGUCGGCGGCGCCUAUGCAGAGCCGCUGGCUGCUGCAUUGGCGUCUGCUGCGACUUAUCCACCACAGGAAGUGGCAGCUUCAGCUGACAGGCCGGUGCAGGGUUUUGCCGAGCUUCUGUCGGAGCCCAUUGGGAUGCCGAGCAUGUGCUCUCUGGAGGACGACGAAGAUGCUUUCUGGAAGAACAUGCUGCUAGAGAGCAGCAGCUUGCCGCUAUGAAAUUUCCAUGCUAGGAAACGGAAGGACGGGUGGUUCCACGCCUUGUACAAAAUUGUGUGAUUAUUAUCUUAAUAUUUUAACUAGCAGCUUCGCAUUAUCUCACUUGGUCUAUCUAUAUAUCAGGGAUCAUGCGGCUUAAUUGUGUGAUCAACGUUUAUUCUUGUAAUAUAUAUGUAGAUUCCUCCUUUUUUUGUCAAUAUA
Sorghum bicolor (sorghum) is the source of this 1310-nucleotide messenger RNA. Its product is annotated as transcription factor MYB41. Bases 117 to 1109 code for a protein of 330 amino acids. The record is from RefSeq and is a predicted model, not a curated record. NCBI's taxonomy places the organism in Eukaryota, Viridiplantae, Streptophyta, Magnoliopsida, Poales, Poaceae. The transcript has 2 exons.